AAAAAAAGAAUGGGCCUGAAAUUGAAAGCACUGCCGGCAGCAUACUUUGUCCCACAUGAGAGCUAAAAGCACUAAGCCCCAACUACUCUGACUAGCUGCGCGCCUCUCUUUCUCUGUCGUGCUAUUCGAGAACAUACAAGUACAGUCUAUUAGGAGGCUUCACUUCGCUUUCCCUGUAUCUCGGACUGCGUGGGCCGGGGAACCGCAAGAGUCCCCCACGUGCGCACACACAAUGACAUUGAAAUAGAACAGAAAUGAAAUAGGACACUUCCUGGUGACAAUCAAAGCGGACAAUGAUAAUACUCACGUCGCAGAGCUUGGCGGAAUAAUAAAAGGAUACUUGCGACAGAUGUGAUCUGAUCUUCUUUAGACGCUCUGUGGGAGAUGCAGGGGGGUGCACACUGUGUACCUGGGGUCGUUAGGGUAGGGGAUUUAUGCUUUUCUGGAGAACAAUUAACAAACUUAGGGGUCGCAAGAAAUUAGAGGAAGAGGCACGAGUACUAUGAUAUGGCAUGCAGCUCUAAAAAGCCCUCUUUAGGAUAUUCCUUCUCUUAUUUUAGGACUUAAAUUGAAGUGUUCGUUUGGAAAAUCAUUGAUGAGUUCCCCCGAAGCGCAGCGUGCGCCCCGACCUUCAUAGUGAAUUGAUCUUAAGGGCUUAUAUCUCAUUUCAAAUUCCGUUGAAAUAUUUUUCCAGACCAGAGAAUGAGACCUUGAGAAUAUCGACUGGAGUUUGCCAAAGAGAAAAAAAUUGAUAGCUGUCAAUAACUUCACCUUGUCUCUCCUUCUCGACUUUAGGACUUAAGCGUGUCAAACCGAUAGAAAAAAAAGCUUUCUCGUAUGAAAAUAGUUUUCAACAUUAAAUGUAGUGAGGUUAACAAGCCAGGGAAACAAAACAUUGGAGACCUUGUAAACGGAUAAUUAAUUUAAUUACGAGAUAUUACGACACUUGUUAAGGUAGAAGUGGGGAUGACUUAUUAAUGAAAGCGUUUAACAACAAAAAGGGCCACCUUGUUUUGAACAUGAAUCCCAUACCCCUAUGUCCUCUUGCGAACGUGUAGUCGGUGUAUGUCCAGAUGGCUUUUGCCUUCGAGCGAGAGGUUUCGACCGGAAAGGGGCGGUAGGCCUUUGUGUUUCCAAGCAGCCAUACGCUUAUUAUUCAAACAAAGACUUAAGCAAAUCUCCUUUUCUCUUCACCACUCGAAAAUAAGCAAACCCGUUUGAGCCUUUCAACCCAAAGCGUGUAGUUGAAAAAUUCCUUUUGAUUUUCUUAGGCGUCCUUGAGCUUAUUAGCGCUCUUCGUUUCUCCAGCGAUCAGUGUCACUUAGAACAUUCUUGUUUUUCCAUGGGGAUGGCCAAUGAGAUUGAAUGAUUUAGGAAUCUUACGAUCAUUCUUAUCUUAAGAUCUUUAUUACUGACGUUAGAAGGAUUGUGAAAAGGCUCGGACCUGGAGCUUACACUUAAUACAGCGCGUUGAUUGGUCGAGCAGGUCUUUGCGGCUGUCACGCGUGUCACACAAAUACCCCGCGCUGGUGAUGACGGUUGAAUCAGACUCGAUCACUUCGCCGCAGUUACGGGUCAUUAUCAGCAGUCGUUCAGAAAUGGAAAAGUUCGCUGAGUUUGUAUCGUCCAUCGGCCAAAGCGCGCGCUCGCCAACUUACAUGCAACCAAAUGCCCCGAUUCCUCGGGCAACCGCAGCGCCAAACUCCCCUCCAGCUAACUACGUGAGCUGCGAUAUGGCCCGGCAACACGGAACACUCUCCAUGAGCACUCAGUCCCAAGCUGGGAAAUUUUCGCCUCCCGUCGGAGGUUCUACUCAGCUUUCUCCCAGUCCUCAGUCUUGUAUGGAGAUGGAAAACGAAAAUAACGAGUCUUCUUCCAAACGUAAAAAGCGUCGAAAUAGAACCACGUUCACUUCAUUUCAACUCGAAGAGAUGGAGCGGAUUUUUCAGAAAACGCACUAUCCUGAUGUUUACACGCGCGAACAACUGGCACUGCGCUGCGACUUGACAGAGGCAAGAGUUCAGGUUUGGUUCCAGAAUCGUAGGGCCAAAUGGCGUAAGCGCGAACGCUUUGCCCCAGUCCCCGUUCCUGUACGGUCACUCACCAUGGGAUCUAUUUACGAUCGACAUCCGCAGGCCCCAGCUUGGUCGCGUCCAUCUAACAGCUGUAUGAACCCGACAGGGCAUGGGGCGGGGCCAAUGCCUCAUCACAUGUCUGUACCAAGUUAUGCACCUGUUGUUCACGUGCAUCAUCCGUUACCACCAAACAGGCAUUCUCCGCGGUCGCCUUCACCAGAGUCUCCUCCUCACUGUGCUAAAGUGGGUGCCAUGACAACGUCAACUUCGGGAAUGAAAAGAUCGCCAAUUGCUCAUCCUAACGUUACCAUUUCACAGCAUGGCCCUUCCAAGCAACUUCCUCCUUGUGCGCAUGUUCCACAGCAACGCGCAAGUCACUCCCCUGGUGACGGUUGCCAUGGCUCGCCGGGCUCUAUGACGUCACAAUCUUAUUGCGAGGAACGUGAGCCCGCGUUACAGAGUCCUCAGCGUCACAGCUCGAGUAUUGCCGCGUUGAGGAUGAAGGCCAAAGAACAUGCAGUUGGAGUGGAUAUGGGAAGAACACUGAAUGGAAGAGCAGAAAACUUUCUCACUCCCUAUGUCACUGCAUUGUCAUAAACACCGUUGUCAUAAAGACGUACCGUGAUGGCCACUUGUCCUGGUCGUCUGCCGCUGAUGUACGCUGGGUAUGAAGUUUGCUGUAAAGACACGGGAGUUAAAAUCUAUUUUUUUAUCUUAACCAUGUCCUUAUCACUCUUACGGGAAUCAUCCACUGAAAAAGAAGUGAAAAUAUUCUGUCAGAAGUGGGGAGAAAGAUUAGGAAUAAGUAUCAACUCUUUGGAUCGAUGUCAGUGUGUGACCCACUGCGCACCUACCCGUCCCAUAACCCGAAAAAGGGAAGGGUAAUGAUGGGUUAGGGGAGGGGCGGGUACGCAGUUGCCCAGAUACUGAAAUGAUUCAACUCUUUCAGGGCUUACGUUUUGGAAGUGUGACGUUUCUUGGCUGCUACUAUUGUUUUGACAAUCCCCGAGGGUUGUAACGUGGGGGUGAAAAUUCCAUAACUGUUUGAUAAUGAUAGUAGCAAUCACACAACGGGAUGCGUUCCAAAUGUCGCUUAGCAGGAAAUUUCCAGCUCUCUUCUUUACAUAUCUGUUCGUUCAGUUUACGAAAACACUUGUUCCAUCCGUGGAUGUUUCCUUGAGAAUAUUGGGCUCGUAGUGUUCGUUUUGGAUAAAAUAUUGGUAGAAAAAAGAGGAGAGGACAAAAUUGCUUGUGGGUGGGAGGGGAGAGAAGGGACGGGUGUUUAGUGAAAUGCUUUCUUUGAUAUGUUCUCAAACAAGUCGAUUUCUUGGUUUUCACACCAUGGUAGAAUUUAUUACUGUCCUUAUUGUCUAAGGCUUGGUAUUUGCUUAUUCAAAGCAUGUUCUUAAUAAGCGGUAAAAUAAGCCAUGUAGUUUAGCUAAGCUUGUUCAUGUCUUGGUUCUGCUCGUAGCACUCUGAAGGGAAUUGAAGAUUAUUAUUGUAUCAAUUGCUUUUUUGAUGUACAAAUGGUUGCGGAUAUUACAUGGUAAAUUUAUUUUUAAGUAUAGAACUCUGUUUUAUAAGCUAUAAACAGACGAGUUGUUUAAGACAUGAUGAAGAUAGUGUAAAGUUUUCCUUUUUAAACGCGGGUAUAUUAUUCAUCAUUAGUUCGUGGCGAAGAAGACGCACUUCGCUUUAACAUAGUUAAAGAUAGGGGUUAUAAUCAAGGUGCCUCCAUUACGACAGAACAUUUACACUUCCCUCGAAAGAAUUAUGAUGCUUCUCGUAAUCUGAUGCAACGCACUACAUUUUGGCAACCUACAAUUUCCUAAAGAGAUCUCAUAUUGAGCGAGGUAGAAAUGGAAGGCGUCUGGUGUUUUGAAAAUUUUUUCCAUCAUCAUAUACUAACGUACUUUGAAUGGUAAUUUGUUUAUAUUAUGGAUGGUUUAGCGAUGGGUGAUACCUUUUUUUACAGUAACUGAUUGUUGUUUCUAUUAAUAAUGGUCUUCUGAUAAAGUUGUUGUUUAUUUAGAUGUGCGAUAAGUGUUUUUAAGAACCUUUACACCAAUGUGUGAACCCUUUUUACAACCUGGGAUCAGUACCCAUAUUCUCUUAAGUCCUCUCUAUUGUUUUCUUUUGGUGCCGACAAAGAGAAUUCGUUUCACAAUCAAAGUUUCCCAGGUUGGCAAACAUUUCCUUUUAUUCUCGUGAUCUUAAUGAAUGUUUCAAUAGUAUUGCUUUCUAGCUAGAGAAAUGAUAUGCUGACCAUUCUUGGGCUUUAAAGGGUCAAUACAGUCAGAGUCUCUCUAUUUCUUUCGUUGGCUUUUACUUGGUCUGUUUGUUUGGCUUUUAAAUUUUCGUUAACACAACUACAGGCUAAACUUUCCUCGACUGAAUUUAGUCAGCAAAACCCUGCUCUCUCCUCAUUAGAGAAGUCUGUGUUUUUGCAUACGAACAUCUCAUUUAAUAGCCUGAACGUGGACUAAAUUUCCUAGUAUAAUUGAGAAGCUCUGGAGAACCAUCCAAAUGUUAUUGUGUAAGGACUAAAAGUAGAUAUUGUAAACUUGAUAGCAAACAAGUCGUUUGUGAAAACAAUUAUUCGCUAUAAUGUAAAGUAUCUUUAGCUUGGCUUUGUGAAUUAUAUUUCAAGUUCCGUUCAUGGAGUCGUACACAUAAAGAGACGGGAUAUUUUUAAUAUUGUGUCUUGCUUUUUUCACAUAUGAGUGUUGUAUUAAAGAACAAAACUGCUUCUCGAAGGCACAUUGUA
Molecule: messenger RNA, 4842 nt
Organism: Stylophora pistillata
Lineage: Eukaryota; Metazoa; Cnidaria; Anthozoa; Scleractinia; Pocilloporidae
Biological process (GO): regulation of transcription by RNA polymerase II
Molecular function (GO): DNA-binding transcription factor activity, RNA polymerase II-specific; RNA polymerase II transcription regulatory region sequence-specific DNA binding
Source: RefSeq, a predicted model, not a curated record